AUGUGCUUUUAUUUGUGGUAUUCCUUUUAUGAAGGGCAUGGCGCGCCUCCGGGUGCUGAAGCUGCGCAACUCCGGCAUCACAGAUCGUGCCAUCGCGGUUGUUGGCACCACCCCGCGCUAACUCAUCUGGAUCUCGCUGGGUGCUUUCUCGUCACUUCCCUCAACUCACUGGGCUCCCUCAAAAGACUUGUGUGGAUGAACGCAUCCUGGUGUGGCGUGCGUGACGGGGGCAUGGAGGGCCUCUCCCGUUGCAAAAACUUGGAACACCUAAGCCUGUCACACAGUUGGGACAUUUGCGGCGCUAACGCGCUCGGUGGGCUUCAAAUGUUACAGGUUCUUGACCUUCGUGGCACAAACGUCGACGACGAAGGCAUUGCGGGGCUUGCGCGAUGUGUCCAUCGCUGA
This is a messenger RNA of Trypanosoma rangeli, 405 nucleotides long. Its product is annotated as leucine-rich repeat protein (LRRP). Bases 1 to 405 code for a protein of 134 amino acids. Gene Ontology annotation, molecular function: protein binding. The transcript has a single exon. The record is from RefSeq and is a predicted model, not a curated record. NCBI's taxonomy places the organism in Eukaryota, Euglenozoa, Kinetoplastea, Trypanosomatida, Trypanosomatidae.